GAAAGCUUUCCUUCUGAGUCGCCGCGCGCAGCUGUUUGCGUUCAGAAGAAAGCUUUGAGUUGUCUUCGGGCUCUCUCCAGAUUCAGUAGAUUCGUAGCGCUGUGAAGAGGCAGAAAGAGGCGGAAGCCAGUGAAAGAGCCUGACACCUGAAACGCUUACCUUGUAAUUCAAUUAAGUGGAGGAAAAUGCUGAGGUACGCGGUAAUUGCCUGUGCUGCACUGGUGGCCUUCGCGGGAGCCCUGGAGUUCAGCGAUUGCGGCUCGAAGACGGGCAAGUUCACCCGCGUGGCCAUCGAGGGCUGCGACACCACCAAGGCGGAGUGCAUACUAAAGAGGAACACCACGGUCAGCUUCUCCAUCGACUUCGCCCUGGCCGAGGAGGCAACGGCGGUGAAGACGGUGGUCCACGGCAAGGUCCUGGGCAUCGAGAUGCCCUUCCCGCUGGCCAAUCCCGAUGCCUGUGUGGCCAGCGGCCUCAAGUGCCCGCUCGAGAAGGGCGAGUCGUACCGCUACACGGCCACCCUGCCGGUGCUGAGGUCCUACCCCAAGGUGUCCGUGCUCGUCAAGUGGGAGCUGCAGGACCAGGACCGAGCGGACAUCAUCUGCGUGGAGAUUCCCGCUAAAAUUCAGUAGGCAGUGAUAGCCAACCUCUAAGUUAACCUCGAAAUUCUGAGGAGAGCGAGCUGAGCAGUCGGGUUUUCCCUCUCCAUUGUAAUCUAAUUUAAAAUAAAUAAAUUUACACUUAAAUCUGUA
Molecule: messenger RNA, 752 nt
Organism: Drosophila erecta
Lineage: Eukaryota; Metazoa; Arthropoda; Insecta; Diptera; Drosophilidae
Gene: Npc2a
Product: NPC intracellular cholesterol transporter 2 homolog a
Exons: 1
Coding region: 186-632 (148 amino acids)
Biological process (GO): intracellular cholesterol transport
Molecular function (GO): sterol binding
Source: RefSeq, a predicted model, not a curated record